AUGCCCCACAUGGGGGCACAGCUCGUGGCGCUUCCCAAGUGGCGAUGUGCCACGGUGCUGCUGCUGUUGACGUCGUCUCAACUGACUUCGAGCGAAAUCAAUUGGGAUAGUGAUAUCGUCGCUAAUGAGAUGGAGUCACAAUAUGCGGAGAAGGAUGCACUUACUAUGCAUUUUGGCGCAAGUAAAGCAGAUUUAACUAUUUUUCCGUCGUAUGAGGAAAUGAAGAAGAGAGUGGGGGAGUUCAAAGAUGUGGAACCAUCUAAGCUGGUACAUCAUAACUAUAAUAUGAUGACUGCUUGGUUGAAGUCUGCUGCUUUGAAUUACCCAAACAUAACCUACCUUUACUCGGCUGGUAAAAGUGUUCAAGGGCGUGACCUCUGGGUGCUAAUUGUGUCAGAAAACCCGUCGGAACACGAACUCCUGAAACCAGAGGUGAAAUACGUGGGAAAUAUGCACGGAAAUGAGGUCGUUGGACGAGAGACGCUUCUGUAUUUAAUCGAGAUUCUCUGCGUUAACUACGGAACUAACGAGUACUUAACUAACUUAGUGAAUAGCCAACGAAUUCAUAUAAUGCCAUCGAUGAAUCCGGAUGGGUAUGAACAUGGACAAGUCGGUGAUCGUGUGGGGUACAUGGGUCGGAGUAAUGAGAACAAUGUCGACUUGAAUCGCAAUUUCCCAGCGAUGUUUCCGGCUCAUCGUGAAACUUCCGGUGGCACUGAUCCGGAGCCGGAAACGUUGGCCGUAAUGAAAUGGAUGAAACAGUAUCCGUUUGUACUCAGUGCUAAUUUGCAUGGAGGGUCGCUGGUUGCAAAUUAUCCUUUUGAUGACUCGGUUUCUGGGCAAGAUCAUAUUUAUACACCAACUCCUGACGACAAAUUGUUCGUAGAGCUGGCGUAUAGAUAUGCAAGAUCUCACCCAAGAAUGUGGAAAACAGGACGCCGUUGUGGACUGUCCGCCGAUGGUGACGUGUUUUUGAACGGGAUCACUAAUGGAGCUGAUUGGUAUCAUCUAGCUGGAGGCAUGCAGGAUUGGCAGUAUAUUAAUACGAAUUCUUUUGAAAUCACUGUAGAGAUGGGUUGCUUCAAGUUUCCUACUAAUGACAUGCUUGCAAAGAUGUGGGAAGAGCAUAAAUACUCUUUGCUUUCCUACUUGGAAAUGGCUAACCGAGGAGUUCGCGGUUUAAUUCUCGAUUCGAAAGGCAAUACUGUGCCGAAUGCGACAGUUGCAGUGGAACAAGGCAAAGCCAUAACUACCACCGCUGCCGGAGAGUACUGGAGAAUGUUGCCACCUGGAAAACACAAGCUAAGAGUAGAAGCCCCAGGAUUGGAAGCGGACGUAGCUGUUGUUACAGUAGGUAAUGACAUCAUACAACAUGACUUCCAACUGAGCACCUGUGGCACACGCGAUGCAAUUGAUUCGAUAAUAGUACGCGGGAGUGGGAGGAUUCGCAUUGCAGUGGUGGGCAUCUCUGCAAGUGCAUCUUUUAUCAUACGUAAGUUCGCACAUCAAUCCUGCUCUGGAGAAUUUGACUUAGACCCGGAUAUCCACCUGAUGAUGGCCCCACUAUUGGACGCCACGGAGGUUAUUGCGCGGCUUCAAAUGUUCAACCCAGCUGUGGUGCUAGCGAUAUCUGAAGGAUUCGUUGAAGUCGUCACCUUCAGCCCCCUUGUCAAUCAGCCACUUCUCUUUAAUAAGACUGCUGUAGAUGAAAGUCUUACGAAAGCACUCGGUUACGGAACGGAUUGUGGAAUGCCUAUUCGGGACGCCCAUGUGGCACUAGCCAUGGAUGAUUUGAGGCUACAUGCUGCAUUUGAGCUUGGCAUAGGAAUGGGAUGUGAAAAUUCUACAGAUUUGGCUAAGAAGGCAGCUACUAUUGGAACUGUAGUGGAUAUGCUCAAGAAGACGAUCACUUUGGAUAGUGUCCAAGAGUACUCCGUGGUGCCGUCGGCUAAUCCAGCUGACCAUUUCACUCCCGAUCAAGUGGUUAUGGUGACAAGUGCAUCGAUACCAUAUAUGGAAGGCAGGCAGUGUUUGACCUCUAUCGAAACUCCAAGCCCACUCCUAAGGUUGUAUCGCAUGGGUAGCGGCAAACCACCCUACACCUUAAUACUUGCUGUGGAAAAGAGAACCGAAACCCUUGUUUACGAAAUGAUGUCCAAGUGGUGUACUUCUGCUGAAACUGAGGGUGUCGAGAAGAUUCUUCGUGAAUCUACAUUAGUUUUUGUGCCCGAAAUACCUCAUACACAGCUGAAUUGUCAUGAUUAUGCCACAAUUGCGCCGUUCCAAGCCUUAGUGAAUGAUAUUAUCCACAUUGUUCCACAAAUCGACUACAUUGUAAUGUUUGGAAGUGGUGGAAUGAAGGUACGAUAUAUCAAAGCGAGAGCAGGAGUUGCAGAGAGGUCGGCGAAAGUGUACAGGUUGUCCCACACACAGCUGGCUCUUGGAGAAGAAAAUAUCUGCACGGGCGGAAUUCAAACUGAAAAGCAUGUGUUUGGCGCUUUUGAAUGGAACCUAACAACUACUUGGCCGCUGGCCCCUGAUGCACUCUUCGUGCAGACCGGUUGUUGCUAUGAAGAAAGAGGAUCUGGUCAUUUAUACGCAGAAAACCGACGAAGUAUCGUUGCAAUGAUGAACGAAAGGAUUAAAGGCGUGAGGCUCAUCGGCGACGAUUCAUCAUUGACGAUCCGAGGAGCAUCCGGCGACGUGCAUCCAAUACAGAUGACAUCACCGACACAAGGAGCGACAUUCAUAGGCUUAGCGAAUGGCACGCACUUUGUCCGAGUGGAGAAAGGCGGAAAGCCUUACGUUGAAUUUAGCAUCAAGAUAACAGAUUCAAACCCUUUGACGGAGAAAUGGGUCCUAUUGCAUCGCUCCUUGUGGAAUAAUACACUAAUUGUCGCCGCAGUGGUAUUUCUGCUAAUGAUAGCUUGCUAUUUCGGCUGUCGACAACGUGUGACGUCGGUACUAAAUCGGAGAGGUUUUCUGAGUAGUCGUAAAGGAUUCGAACGGAUACCGUUGUAUAAGAGCGACGAAGAGGAUGAAGAUGACCUAUUUGACUUUCAAAAAUUAUGA
Molecule: messenger RNA, 3072 nt
Organism: Necator americanus (New World hookworm)
Lineage: Eukaryota; Metazoa; Nematoda; Chromadorea; Rhabditida; Ancylostomatidae
Exons: 24
Coding region: 1-3072 (1023 amino acids)
Biological process (GO): protein processing; peptide metabolic process
Molecular function (GO): metallocarboxypeptidase activity; zinc ion binding
Source: RefSeq, a predicted model, not a curated record